AUGUAUUAUAGCAAGCAUAUAAGGGAAUUGUUCGUUAUCGUUCUCGUGAUUGAAUCGUCAUUGUGUGACCUACAUGAACCACGAUGUUACAGUCGGUUUGACUACGAGGAGAAAAUGCUGGAGAAAAUGGUUAGAACUGAGGUCAAGAUGGAGGAGCUCCUCGGUAAACUAGAAGCGCUGGAAAAGAGGCAAACGAAUGUUGAAACUGAGAUGGACACUUCGACAAAGAAAAUACAAGAUCAAGUCAAGAAACACGAUACUGAAAUAGAGAUGUCAGCGAAGGGGAUUCAAGAUUUGGAAGAAAGAUACAAGAGCUUACAAACUGAGUUUGAAAACUCGACAAAAUCCUAUUUUGACGGGCGUGAGAAAUCCCUUGAGGUAUUCGAUCAACGUCUGGACGCUAUGUCCAAGAAUAUUUCAGAGAGUAUGCAACCAUCUCCUGUUGCCUUCUUCGUAAUCAUAUCGUCCCGUUUUACAACAUCUUCCUACCAUCAGACGCUCGUAUUCAACAAACCUGUCACGGACGUAGGCGGGGUUACAACCAGAGGACAGGCGUGUUCACCGCCCCGGUCGACGGUCUAUACGUAUUCUCAACUUCUGUCAUGGUUGACCUGGCCACGUCGAAUACCUUCGCCAAUAUUAGAAUAA
Mya arenaria is the source of this 648-nucleotide messenger RNA. RefSeq lists its product as uncharacterized. Lineage: Eukaryota; Metazoa; Mollusca; Bivalvia; Myida; Myidae. The record is from RefSeq and is a predicted model, not a curated record. The coding region runs from base 1 to 648 and encodes 215 amino acids. The transcript is spliced from 2 exons.